Ictalurus furcatus (blue catfish) is the source of this 3987-nucleotide messenger RNA. Its product is annotated as piwi-like protein 1. The record is from RefSeq and is a predicted model, not a curated record. Gene Ontology annotation, biological process: regulatory ncRNA-mediated gene silencing. The coding region runs from base 636 to 3215 and encodes 859 amino acids. The transcript is spliced from 20 exons. NCBI's taxonomy places the organism in Eukaryota, Metazoa, Chordata, Actinopteri, Siluriformes, Ictaluridae. Gene Ontology annotation, cellular component: P granule. Gene Ontology annotation, molecular function: piRNA binding; protein binding.
ACUUUCAAGGUGAGGAUGUGUAAGCGAAAUAUAAUGUUUACUUUAAUAGUUAUAUUUAGAAAUGUCUUCUCGUUUUUAAACUAAUGUUAAUUAACUAGUUUGUAGUAAGUAGCGAGCAAAUGCCAGCCAGUUUUAGUCAGAUAAUUAGCCCAUGCGCCUUAAUCUAAAUUAUAAGAUGCGAAGAAAAAUUUUCUUCAAGUUUUGUACAGAAAAAGAAGUAUUAAAAGGGCUUUGAGUCUGGCAAUUCUAUGAAUUACGUUAAAAAAAUCCUUUUGGUCGUAAACGCCUAGCUUCAUCGUUUUUUCACCUCCAUCAUGAUUAGCAUAACGCUUUUUUUGGUCUUAACACAUACAAAAUUGGACAAUUUUUAUUCAAACUUCUUAAUGUAUUCCCAAGACGAGCUUAACUUUUCUUUAUGCAAAAAAAUACUAUAUAAUCGACACUUAUUUAUUUAAAAACAAUGUUUUUAUUAACAAGAAAAAGUGCUAGGCAAUCAGGUGUGGAGCACGUGCUUGGUCUGUGGUUCGUGUUUAGAUGUUUAACCUACCCAUAUAUAGGUGUAUAUAUUUAUAGAUGUAUUUUUUGUAUUCAGUUAUAGUUUUGGUGGAUUUAAACAAGGGUUGAAUUAAGUAGACAUGUCCGGACGUGCGCGAUCCAGAUCCCGUGGCAGAGCGCGCGGCCAAGAGAUUGGAGCUCCAGGCGCGCAACCACCUCCGCCUCUGGAGGCAGCUCGACCUGUGCGGCUGCCGCCCUCUGAGGGAGAGCCCAUAAUAGGGAGGGGAAGACAGAAAUCAGCCCCAGGGGCUGUGACAGCGGAAGCCGUUCUCCAGAUUUCUGCAGGUUUCCAGCAAGUGAAACUCGGUGAGAGAGGAGGACGCAGGCGGGACUUCCAUGAUUCUGGAGUCAACACUCGGCAACUGAUGGAACAUGUCAAGGAGUCCAAGACGGGAUUGUCUGGAUCACCCAUUGAGCUCAGGGCCAACUAUGUGCGCCUGCUGUCUCGGCCCCAGUGGGUUCUGUAUCAGUACCAUGUGGACUUUAAACCUCAUAUGGAGUCUCGGCGCUUGCGCUUUGCGCUGCUCUAUAAUCACGAGGAACUCCUGGGCAAAGCGAAGACCUUCGAUGGAAGCAUUCUCUUCCUGCCUCAUCGGCUUUCUAACACUGAGACGGUGCUGUGGUCUGAGAGCAAGAAGGGAGAGAAAGUCCAGAUCACUGUCACGCUGACCAACGAACUGCCUCCAUCCUCGCCCGUGUGCCUGCAGUUCUACAACAUUAUCUUCAAGAGGAUUCUGAAGAUUCUAAACAUGCAGCAGAUCGGCCGUCAUUAUUACAACCCCGAGGACCCCCUGAACAUCCCUCAGCACAGGUUGACCAUCUGGCCUGGCUUUGUGACCAGCAUCCUGCAGUAUGAGUCCAGCAUCAUGCUGUGUCUUGAUGUGAGCCAUAAGGUUUUGCGCAGCGAGACUGUUCUUGACUUCAUGGGCAAUCUGAGACAUCAGUGUGGAGACCAGCGCUUUGUGGACAUCUGCACCAAGGAGCUGGUCGGAGUCAUUGUUCUCACUAAGUACAACAACAAGACGUACAGGAUCGAUGACAUUGCUUGGGACCAAACGCCCAACAACACCUUUACGAGAGGAGACACUGAUAUAAGUUUCAACGAGUACUUCAGUUCGAGAUACGAUCUGCAGAUCACUGAUAGGAACCAGGUUCUGCUGGUCAGUCACGUUAGGAGGUUGGGUCCUGCAGGGGCUCCUCCACCAGGACCUGUCUUACUCAUCCCGGAGUUCUGCUACCUCACAGGUCUGACUGAUAAGAUGCGCAAUGACUUUAACAUCAUGAGGGACCUUUCCACUCACACCAGACUGACCCCAGAACAGCGGGAGAACCGCCUCAACAGAUUCAUCAACAGCAUGAACAAGAAUGCCAGUGCUCAGACUACGCUCAGCACAUGGGGUCUAAGCUUUGAGAGCAAGCUGCUGAACCUGACUGGAAGAGUUCUUCCUGCUGAGAGGAUCCAACAGGGAGCCAGAGCAUACGAGUACAACCCGUGGGUCGCGGAUUGGUCUAAAGAGAUGCGAGGUCUUCCUCUGAUGACCAGCAUGCCUCUGGAGAACUGGCUGCUGUUCUAUACGCGCCGUAACGCUGACGUCGCUCACUCACUGCUGCAGACCCUCAACAAAGUGUCGGGGCCCAUGGGCAUCCGCCUUCAGAGGCCGGGAAUGAUCGAGUACGAUGAUCGGCAGGAGGCUCUGCUGAGAGCUCUGCAGCAGAACGUGGGGCAACAAGUUCAGAUGGUGGUUGUGAUCCUGUCAACCAACCGUAAGGAUAAAUACGAUUGCGUGAAGAAGUACCUGUGUGUGGACUGUCCCACUCCAAGCCAGUGUGUGGUGGCUCGCACCCUCAGCAGACCUCAGACCCUCAUGACCAUAGCCACAAAGAUCGCCUUGCAGAUAAACUGCAAGAUGGGAGGAGAGCUGUGGAGCGUCGAGAUCCCGUUGAAGCACCUGAUGAUUGUUGGUAUUGACUGCUACCACGACACUGCUGCAGGAAAGAGAUCCAUCGGUGCCCUGGUGGCCAGCCUCAACCAGAGCAUGUCCAGGUGGUUUUCAAAGUGUGUUCUGCAGAGCCGUGGUCAAGAGAUCAUCGAUGGACUCAAAGUGGCUCUGCAGGCUGCUCUGAAGGCCUACUUCAGAUUCAACAAAUGUUUGCCAUCACGCAUCAUCGUGUACCGAGACGGCGUGGGCGACGGCAUGCUGCUGAGUGUAGUUGACUACGAAGUGCCUCAGAUCAUGCAGUCCAUCAAGGCCAUGGGCGCAGAUUACACGCCCAAACUGACCGUGUUGGUGGUGAAGAAACGCAUCUCUUCCAGAUUCUUCGCUCUCCUCGACGCCAGACUGAGCAACCCUCCUCCCGGAACGGUCAUAGACGCCGAAGUCACGCGACCCGAGUGGUACGACUUCUUCAUCGUGAGUCACACAGUGCGCUUUGGCAGCGUGGCUCCCACUCACUACAACGUGGUGUACGACAGCAGUGGCCUCAAACCAGACCACAUGCAGAGACUCACCUACAAACUCUGCCACAUGUAUUACAACUGGCAGGGGAUUGUGCCAGUUCCUGCGCCCUGUCAGUACGCCCACAAACUGGCUUUCCUGAUCGGUCAGAGCAUCCACAGAGAGCCCAACAUCAACCUGGAUGAGUUGCUCUAUUAUCUGUGAAAGGACACACGUCACCGUCUGGCAGUUACUCAGCAACUUGUGUUGAUUGUUAAUGUGUUGAUUAGUGUUUCUAGUUUUGGGACACUUGCAUCCAAUCAAGCAUGACUUUUUUUUUUUUUUUUUUUUUCAUAAAAAUUGAGAAAUAGCUUUUUUUUUUUUGUAAAAUGCAAUGUAAUUUGUCAUGCGUUAGGUUUUAUUUCACCUGCUAAUUUUGUUCUUGGGUUAACUGUUUAAGUUCAAUAAAUAUGGCAAGAUAUUUAUGGUUAAGGAUGGUUACAAAUAUGGUUAAAUAUUGCUUGUAGAGUGUGUACAGCAUUUCCUUACCUACCAAUUUUUCACAUUGCCAGAUUAGUUAUCAAGGAUUCUUUUUAACAUUGCUCUAACUAGUCCAAGUCAGAUUUGUGCAUAAACAGGACUGGUUUCUGAGCAGUCUAAAACCCCGAACAUUUAUGAAGUAUACAAUACCAUUUGUUUUUUGUAUCUUUUUUACAUUUAGACUGAAUGAAGAAUAAGUAGUAGUACCUCAUGGACCAUAAAAGUGCAUUGAGUGGAGACAUUCAGACAAUAGGUGGGCAAACCACUUUUAUUUGAUGAUGCACAACAAACACAUUAAAGGGAAUCAACAUGCCAAGAUGCAUUCUAAAACUUUACAUUUUUAAUCCCAUGUGAAUUAAAUGGGGAAUGCAAGUUUUUUUUUUUCUGAAAACCUAAGCAAGAUUUUGAUCUCGAACACUAUUUUUAUUGCCCAACACUAAGUUUAUAGCAUCAGGUG